Molecule: messenger RNA, 3216 nt
Organism: Colius striatus (speckled mousebird)
Lineage: Eukaryota; Metazoa; Chordata; Aves; Coliiformes; Coliidae
Gene: POMT1
Product: protein O-mannosyltransferase 1
Exons: 21
Coding region: 315-2492 (725 amino acids)
Biological process (GO): protein O-linked glycosylation via mannose
Cellular component (GO): membrane; endoplasmic reticulum
Molecular function (GO): dolichyl-phosphate-mannose-protein mannosyltransferase activity
Source: RefSeq, a predicted model, not a curated record
UCUCCUCAGGGCCGGGGGUCGCGGUGCCGCCGCCGGCCCCGCGCUGUGGCGGCCCCGCGCCCGGCGCCCCCCUCACCUCUGUAAGGCUGGCGAGGGAACGGGGGGUAGGGCGAGGCCGGCUGGAGGGGGGAGUGGUGCCGCUGCUCCCCCCACGAGGCUCGGUGGCAGGUUGUGAGGAACAUGGGCAUUGGCGCUGCACUUGAUGGUGGUGAUGUGUCCGUGUCUUACUUUGUUCUCCCCUGAUCAAAGCCACACAGAUGGAUUUGUUCCAGUAGCUUUCAGUUGUAUUGAGGUUUGUCCAGACCUUUGGCAGGAUGCUGGGAUUUCUGAAGAAGCCGGUUGUGGUUACUGCAGAGAUAAAUAUGAACCUCGUGGCUUUGACUGUGCUGGGAUUAAUAAGCCGUCUAUGGGGGCUUUCCUACCCACGGGCUGUAGUUUUUGAUGAAGUUUAUUACGGCCAAUUCGUUUCUCUCUACAUGAAGAGGAUCUUCUUUGUGGAUGACAGCGGCCCACCCUUGGGCCAUAUGCUGCUGGCUUUGGGAGGUUACUUAGGAGGAUUUGAUGGAAACUUCUUAUGGAACAGGAUUGGAGCUGAAUACAGCAUGAAUGUUCCUGUCUGGUCCUUGCGACUUCUGCCAGCACUGGCUGGUGCUCUCUGUGUGCCUUUAGCUUACCAGAUUUUGGUAGAACUACAGUUUUCCCACUGUUCUGCACUUGGAGCUGCUCUUCUGAUUCUCUUAGAGAACUCUUUGAUCACUCAGUCAAGGUUCAUGCUGCUGGAAUCAAUAUUGAUUUUUUUUAUCCUACUUGCAGUUUUGUCCUACCUGAAGUUCUACAAUUUGCAAAAGCACAGUUCCUUCUCUCCAAGCUGGUGGUUUUGGCUUCUGUUGACUGGAGUAGCUUGCUCUUGUGCAGUGGGAGUGAAAUACAUGGGUCUGUUUACCUAUAUGCUGCUCUUGGCCAUCGCAGGACUCCACUUCUGGCACAUGAUAGGAGACCAGAACUUCUCAAAUGUCUCCUUGAUGUGCCAUUUUCUGGCCAGGGGCCUGGCCCUCAUCGCCAUCCCAGUGACAAUGUAUCUGUCCUUCUUCUAUCUUCACUUGACUUUGCUGUAUCGCUCUGGGCCUCAUGACCAGAUCAUGACAAGUGCUUUCCAGGCCAGCUUAGAGGGUGGGCUGGCUCGAAUCACUCAGGGUCAGCCCUUAGAGGUGGCCUACGGCUCUCAGAUCACCCUGCGGAACGUGUUGGGCAAGCCCAUGCAGUGUUGGCUCCAUUCUCACACAAAUACUUACCCCAUCAGAUAUGAGAACGGCCGAGGCAGUUCCCAUCAGCAGCAGGUGACCUGCUAUCCCUUCAAGGAUGUGAACAACUGGUGGAUUGUCAAAGAUCCUGGAAUGCAGCAGCUGGUGGUGAGUAACCCCCCCAGGCCCGUCAGGCACGGCCACAUCGUGCAGCUGGUCCAUGGCAUCACGACUCGCUACCUCAACACGCACGAUGUUGCUGCCCCUCUUAGCCCCCACUCCCAAGAAGUUUCCUGCUAUAUUGAUUAUAACAUCUCCAUGCCAGCACAGAACCUCUGGAGAGUGGAGAUCCUGAAUCGGGAGUCAGACACAGAUGUGUGGAAGACAAUUCUCUCAGAAGUGAGGUUUGUUCAUGUGAACACCUCUGCAGUGCUAAAGCUGAGUGGAGCAUCGUUACCUGAGUGGGGAUACCGGCAGCUGGAGGUGGUUGGAGAGAAGCUGACUAAAGGCUACCACCAGAGCAUGGUCUGGAAUGUGGAAGAGCACAGAUAUGGGAAAAGCCAAGAGCAAAAAGAGAGAGAAGUGGAACUCCACUCUCCCACACAGAUGGACAUAAGUAAAAACCUCAGCUUCAUGGCAAAGUUCACAGAAUUGCAGUGGAAAAUGCUCACGUUAAAAAAUGAAGACACAGAACACAAGUACAGCUCCUCUGCUCUGGACUGGAUCACGAUGGACACAAAUAUUGCCUACUGGCUCCACCCCAGCUCUGGUGCCCAGAUCCACCUCCUUGGGAAUGUUGUCACCUGGGCUUCAGCUAACCUUGCUGCCCUGGCCUAUGUGUGCCUGUCCCUGUGGUACUUGAUACGACGGAGGAGAAAGAUUUAUGACAUUCCUGAAGAUGCGUGGCAGCUGUGGGUAUCAGCUGGUGGGGUCAGUGUUGGAGGCUGGGCUGUGAAUUACCUGCCCUUCUUCCUGAUGGAGAAAACACUCUUCCUGUACCACUACCUGCCAGCCCUCACCUUCCAGAUCCUCCUGAUUCCCAUCAUGCUGCAGCACCUCGGCGAUCACCUCUGCAGAUCUCUGCUUCUCAAGAGCAUGUUCAGUGCGCUGAUUGUCGCCUGGUUCUCUUCAGUUUACUUUGUGUAUUGGACCUUCAGCCCCGUGACCUACGGGCAGCCCUCGCUGCCUGCUCCUGAGCUGCAGGGCUUGCGCUGGAAGGACAGCUGGAACAUCCUCAUCCGAAAGCACUAACCCUGGCAGGCUUCUGCCAGGCAAAAGGAGAUGCCUCAAAGGCAACAAUUUACUGUUAGGGUAAUUGGGAACAGUCAGCAAAUAACUGAGUGUAGUCCAGAUCUAAUUACUACAGGGAAAAAUGGUUCCCCACAGUACUGUAGCUGUUAUGAGCAGCUCCCAGUUUCUGCCUGUUCCAGUCAUCCUUCCACUGCCCCUCUGGGUCUGAAGGUUGCUGGCUUCACUCAACAGCAUCCCAGGUCCUUGGCUGGGAAGAGGGUGCUGCAAGGGCUGCUUCUUCCUCUUUUCCCAGGAGUAUGAGGAGGACAGUGGCUUCCUCUGACACGGUGUUGCACUUUGGGCUAUUUUAUAUGUUUCCUGGCACCUUGGACUGCAAUUCCAUGUUACAAGUUAGGAGAAGUGGAUACUCCCCAACAUGUUGGAUACUUUUCUCUGUUUACAGUUCCUAAAAUCUGGGUUUUCCCAGCUCUAAAGCUUCCACAUCUUUAUCAGUAUGUGGCCCUGCAGUCUCCAGCAUCAUCCCAUGACUCCACUCCUCAGCAAUGCAGCAUUUGCCCCCACUGUCAAUGCUCAUCCCUAUUUCAUUACAGCAUUAAGCUGAGUUUAUAAAUAGUUGACCUUGCAUAGAAGGGUGACUUGUUAGUCUUAUCUAUGUAUAAUCAUUUGGCAUAACCAUAACUGUUAUGAAGCCAAGCAGAAAUAAAACAAAAUGAGGCAUUAAAAA